GGAGCGUUCAGUCGUCUCUCUCUUUUUCUACCGUACCGCAGCAGGCACUUUUCAGCAGCUGCUCCGUGCGUGCGUGUGUGUGUGCGAUCCGAACCGAUCUGUUCCGUUACGUUCCGUUACCGCUGGCCGUCGCCGUACCGUUACCGUUAUCCUCCGCGAGCCUCCGACUGCAGGAUAACCGCCACCGCAACCGCAACUCCUUCGCGCUCCACUCGCUUGUCCCCCACUGCUAGCCAAGUCCACGCCAAGCCGGAAGAAUGUCGUCCGCCGCCAAGAAACGUGACGCGCAGAAGAAGAAGGAUGCGCGCAACAAGAAGAUCCAACAGAUACCCUCCACGAAGAAGGCCAACGGCGUUCCGGAUCGCGAGCUGACCGAGGAGGAGAAGCUGUGCGCCAAGCUGGAGGAGGAGGCGCGGAUCAGUGCGGAGGCCCGAUCCUGCACAGGAUCGCUGGCUGUGCAUCCGCGAUCGCGCGACGUCAAGAUCGCCAACUACUCGAUCACGUUCUUUGGCUCCGAGCUGCUGCAGGACACCAUGCUGGAGUUGAACUGUGGGCGUCGCUACGGUCUGAUUGGGCUCAACGGAUGCGGCAAAUCCUCGCUGCUCGCCUGUUUGGGAGGAAGGGAGGUGCCCAUACCGCCGCACAUCGACAUCUUCCAUUUGACGCGCGAAAUCCCGGCCAGCUCGAAGAGUGCGCUGCAGUGCGUCAUGGAGGUGGACGAGGAGCGCAUCAAGCUGGAGAAGCUGGCCGAGGAGCUGGCCAUGAGCGAGGAGGACGACGCCCAGGAGCAGCUGAUCGACAUCUACGAGCGUCUGGACGAUAUGUCCGCCGAUCUGGCGGAGGUCAAGGCGGCCCGCAUCCUUCACGGUCUCGGCUUCGACAAGGCGAUGCAACAGAAACAGGCCAAGGACUUUUCCGGUGGCUGGCGUAUGCGCAUCGCCUUGGCCCGCGCUUUGUUUGUGAAGCCCCAUCUGCUGCUGCUCGACGAGCCGACGAAUCAUCUGGAUCUGGACGCCUGCGUGUGGCUGGAGGAGGAGCUGAAGGAGUACAAACGCAUCCUGGUGCUCAUCUCGCACUCGCAGGACUUCCUCAACGGCGUCUGCACGAACAUCAUCCACCUGACGGGCAAGCGACUCAAGUACUACACGGGCAACUACGAGGCCUUCGUGCGCACACGCAUGGAGCUGCUGGAGAACCAGAUGAAGCAGUACAACUGGGAGCAGGAUCAGAUAUCGCACAUGAAGAACUACAUUGCGCGCUUCGGUCACGGUUCCGCCAAGUUGGCGCGGCAGGCGCAGUCCAAGGAGAAGACGCUGGCCAAGAUGGUGGCCCAGGGACUCACCGAGAAGGUCUCCGAUGACAAGGUGCUCAACUUUUACUUCCCGUCGUGCGGCAAGGUGCCGCCGCCAGUGAUUAUGGUGCAGAAUGUGAAUUUCCGGUACAACGAUGAAACACCUUGGAUCUACAAGAAUCUGGAGUUCGGCAUCGAUCUGGACACACGUCUCGCUUUGGUGGGGCCCAACGGAGCCGGCAAGUCGACGCUGCUGAAGCUGCUCUACGGCGAUCUGGUGCCCACCUCGGGCAUGAUCCGCAAGAACUCGCAUCUGCGCAUCGCCCGCUACCACCAGCAUCUGCACGAGCUGCUCGACCUGGACGCCAGUCCGCUGGAGUACAUGAUGCGCGCCUUCCCAGACGUCAAGGAGAAGGAGGAGAUGCGAAAGAUCAUCGGUCGCUACGGACUGACAGGUCGCCAGCAGGUCUGUCCGAUCCGCCAGCUGUCCGAUGGCCAGCGGUGUCGCGUGGUCUUCGCCUGGCUGGCCUGGCAGGUGCCGCACCUGCUGCUGCUGGACGAACCCACGAAUCACUUGGAUAUGGAGACCAUCGAUGCGCUGGCCGAUGCGAUCAAUGAUUUCGACGGCGGCAUGGUGCUAGUUAGUCACGAUUUCCGACUGAUCAAUCAGGUGGCCGAGGAGAUUUGGGUGUGCGAGAAGGAGACGGUGACCAAGUGGAAGGGCGGCAUUCUGGACUACAAGGAUCAUCUGAAGAACAAGAUCACCUCCGAGAACGAGAAGAAGGCCAAGGCGGGAAAGUAGAUGCGCAAUAUCUAGUGGAUAUCCCACACACCCGCACACACACAGCACCCACAUCCAAAACUCACCCACAAUCCUUUCUCUUCAAUAGGCGGCGGGUGAUAUCCGCUUAUUGGGCUGCCCGCUCGCUCUCGUAAUUCAUUCUGUGCGAAAUUAGUCUUGAGUUUACACUACGCUAUAGUCAAGUCAUGUAAACGGCAAUCUACCAUCAGCAAUAAACCCAGAACACCCAAUCCAAAAACACAACCGUUGAGAGCUCAACAACUCAACAAGAAUACACAAAUUUUAGCUGAAUUUUUUUCUUUUUAUGUGUCGAAUUAAACUAAAUAAAAAUUAUAAAUAUUUAAAAAUAGAGUGGACAACAAGAACAACUUAUAAAUACAACCAACCAACUACAAAACAGCUUGUGAUCUUGCGCUUAUAUAAUUUCGUUAAAUUCUUCGCUAGGUUUCAUAUAAAAAACAUAUAUAUAAAAGUAUAUUUUAUUUUUUGUAAUUUAUUUACGCCCUAACUAUAUAUUUACAUAUUAAACAAUUAAAACUACAAUAACAAAAGUAUGUAAUUAGAGAUCUGAUUAAGCGAGUCGAACCAAAAUGUGUGAGAAACCAGAGAUGUUAAACUGCCCUCCCAAAUCCGAACCGUGAUUUAGCUGCCCGCGGAUUCGACAAAGACGGCGUGUGCUUAGCAAUUCAAUAUUCGAUUUAAAUUUAAAGAAAACAAAUAAACAGACGUUAAAAGGAUUAAUGGGUAUUACAUGAAACGUA
Molecule: messenger RNA, 2854 nt
Organism: Drosophila takahashii
Lineage: Eukaryota; Metazoa; Arthropoda; Insecta; Diptera; Drosophilidae
Product: ATP-binding cassette sub-family F member 2
Molecular function (GO): ATP hydrolysis activity; ATP binding
Source: RefSeq, a predicted model, not a curated record